AUGCGGAAAGUAGGAUUAGUGGCGAAAGCGGAUAUGCGCGCGGCUGCGGAGUUGCGCAUUCAAACGCCGCUCGCGGAGCUGCGCACUGCGCCCGCGGCUACGGCGGGGGAACUGCACACACCUGAUUCUUUGCGCACAUUCGCUGAGUCGCAAGCGUGUGCCGUGGAAGCGCGCCCCGUGUUGGCGGCGGAGCUGCGCGGCUGCCCGCGUUUGGCGGAGCUUUAUGAGGUUGGGCGCGAGCUGGGGCGCGGCCACUUCGGGGUCGUGCGACUGUGUGAAGACCGUGCGACGGGCGAACGAUUCGCGUGCAAGACGAUAUUGUUGAGCGGCGUGCGGCGCCGCAGCGAUCUCAUGGAGCUGAGGGCGGAAGUGCUGUCGCUGCUGCGCCUGCAGGAGGGGCAGGGGGAACAGGGGGCAGGGGAGCGGGGAAGGGGGGAAGGCGGAGCAGGCAGCGCGGAUGGGGAGCAGGAGGAGCUGGCGUUCGUACGGCUGUACGAGGUGGUGGUUGAAACGCGGACGGCGUUACAUCUCAUCCUGGAGUACUGCCCGGGUGGCGAUCUGUUUGGCCUCGUUAUGAGGCAGAAGCGCCUCACCGAAGCACAGGCCGCUGCUGUGUUCAGGCAGUUGCUGCUGGCAGUGCACACCAUGCAUCGCACCGGCAUAGUGCACCGCGACCUCAAGCCAGAGAACAUACUCUCUUCUCCCUCCCCCACUCUCCUAGUGUCCCCGCCCAUCCGCUCUCUCCCCUCGCCAUCUCCCGUUCCUCCUCUUUCUCCAACUUCUCCGUUCCAUCUCCCACAAUCCUCCCUGCCACUCUCCCCCUCCCUCAUCUCCCAUCCCUCCUCCCCCCUUCUUUCCCGUCCACCCUCUCCCCUUCCCACCGCUUCCCCUCCUCCUCGUGCACCUACUCUCCCCCCUCUCCCUCCUCUCUGCUCGUCCUCUCCUCCCACUCACGCCACCACCGCCACCAACCCCCCGCCCUGUGCGUGCACGGGCGUGCGAGUGAAGAUAGCUGAUUUCGGGCUGGCAGCGGCGCUGGCGCGCGGGCAGACAGCGGCGUGUGGGGUGGUGGGGUCGCCCUUGUAUAUGGCGCCUGAGAUCAUCCGGGGGAGGCCCUAUGCGGGGGAGGUCGACAUGUGGAGCCUCGGCUGCGUCCUCUACACCUGCCUCUCGGGUACUGUGCCUUUUCACGGAAGGACUCACCGUGAGGUUUUCGCUUCGGUGUUAGGUUCGGCGCCGGACUUGAAAGGCGAGGUAUGGCAGGGCAUUUCGAGGGAGGCUAAGCAGCUGUUAAGGUGUCUGCUUGUAACGGAUCCUGGGCGCAGGCUCAAGGCUCAUGAGGUGCUGAAACACCCGUGGGUGAGAGCGGCGUGUGGAGGGGAGUGUGGGAGCCACGAGAGGGAGUGGGGGAAGGAAAAGAAGAGGGAUAACGGGCAGAGGGUCAUGGGGGAGGGGGGUUGCAAGACCGACUGCAGCAGUGGGAUGGGCGAUUGCAGGAAUGAAAAGAGUCUUGCAGCAGAGUGCAAGGUGAGUGGUGGAGUGGUACAUGUGGAAAAGGCAUGUGUGGGAAACCAUUCUGAGGAAGGCGCGGAUGGGCAGCAUGUGGUGGGGUGUGAGGAGUGCUGCCCUGGGCGCCAGGCACGCAGUCCCCGAACUUGCUGUCACAGCAGCCGUGCCUGUGCUGCUGGCAGGCUUGCUCAGCAGAAGAAGGCGGGUGGCGGUGCAAGCAGGCGCCAUGACACAGCAGAGACGGGGCACGUGCAUGGGCUGGCCAGGGGGGGCAGGAGUGGGAGAAGCGUGAGCACUGCUUCUUGUGACGCGUGCUUGCCUUUCAUCCGAGAACCAUCGGAGCAGAGCACACAGCAUAGUGGGGCAGCAGUAGGCGGGGAUGCUGAAGAGAAGGGGGCGAGGUGGACAGCAACAGUGCAGGAUUGCGCUGCUCCAAGCUGCACGCAGGCUGGAGACUUGGGCUUGGGAGGUGGUGCGCAGGGUGCAGGCUGCUCACUGUAA
Messenger RNA from Closterium sp. Yama58-4, 2010 nucleotides. The record is from the annotation of a GenBank genome assembly. Lineage: Eukaryota; Viridiplantae; Streptophyta; Zygnematophyceae; Desmidiales; Closteriaceae.